Molecule: messenger RNA, 2796 nt
Organism: Syngnathus typhle (broad-nosed pipefish)
Lineage: Eukaryota; Metazoa; Chordata; Actinopteri; Syngnathiformes; Syngnathidae
Exons: 6
Coding region: 101-2023 (640 amino acids)
Cellular component (GO): synapse
Source: RefSeq, a predicted model, not a curated record
UUUGGCAGGUAGAAUAAUCAGUAACUCUUCAGGCCAGACUUAGGCGGUCUCCUUUGGGACACUAACACGUCAGCUCCUUGUGGGUCCCCCCUAUGAACACAUGACAGGCAAGGAACACGGGCAAACCAUGAAAAAGAUAUACAUUGGCAAAACCACCUUAAAAGUCCCCCGAAAUGGCGGCAAACAUCUGAAAAAGAGCUCAUUGCUGGAGCAGAAGGAAGACCUGCGGAAGCGACUCUCCUACACCACGCACAAGCUGGAGCUGCUGCAGAAUGAGUUUGACGCCACGCGUCAGUACCUGGAGACUGAGCUGCGGCGAGCUCAGGAAGAGCUGGACAAGUUCACCGAUAAACUGCGUCGGAUCCAAAGCAGCUAUUCUGCCCUGCAAAGGAUCAACCAAGAUCUGGAAGAGAAGAUUCACAGAGAUUCUCAGCAUCACGACGACGAGAAGCGAGCGCUGAGCCGAGAGAUCAUUGUGCUCAACAACCACCUGAUGGAGGCCAAGCUCACCAUCAACAAGCUUCACGGGGACAAUGAUGUCUACAGGAAGGAUUGUAACUUGGCUGCUCAGCUUCUGCAAUGCAACAAGUCCCUUUACAGGGCCCAGCUCUCUGAGCUCCCGACUGACUUUCAGGAGCGACUGACCAUGCACAUGGAAGAGACUCCGCUCUGCCGCACGUACUCGGAUUCCAUGUCGGCCUCGCUCAUCGGGCAGGUGCUGGAGAAGCCCAACGAGUUGUGCAGCAGCAGCCAAGCCUCGCGCUCAGCUAGCCCUCGCACUCCGAACCACGCUUUCGUCCUGGAGCCGUUGGGCCAAGGGGAGCGGCUCGGUUUGCGUGGGGCCUACAAGUCCGACCUGUACAGCAGCGACACCGCCCUUUACUGCCCCGACGACCGGCACCGGGAGCGCAGGCCCAGCAUGGACCUUCACGGUCAGAGAAAGCUCCUCUUUGAAUCGCAGAAUUCCACUGACAGCAACCCAGAGGAGUGCUCAGUGGGCUUGGGAGCUGCUUUCACCCAGGAGCACUUUGCUGAGUUCCCCCCCUUGGGGGCGGGCUCUAGUUCCUACUCCAGCUUCAGCGGAGGGGGCUCGGAAGACAAAGCCAACGGCCCGCUGAGCAGUGCCGCUUCCUCGCCGCGCCAUCGCACCCUCUACAUGGACUGGAGGGAUGCCGGGGACUACGAGACGAAGAGUGACUCCUCCUGGGAGAGGGAUAGUCCCGGAGGGUUCGGUAAUAAUCAUCCCUUCCAGCAGACGGAGAUGAUCCACCAGCAGAACAGCAGCUCGCCCGUGUACAGCCGCACCAUGUCCUCCUGUUUCAGCGAGCCCUACGAGCCCCUUCCUCCAUCGUCCUCCCCGAGCGUCGCCUACGGAGACAGCCGCCGAGGAAGCACCCUGGCCCCCGAGGAGGAGGAGCUGAUCGGAAGAUGGCGGCAGCUCAGCGCCGAAGACUUGAGCUCGCACUCCUACCGCAGUCCCGGUCGGGCUUCCCCGUACAGCUUCUCCGAGCAGCACUUCUCUGUGAGGCCGGCCAAGAUCCGCCUAGGCCCGCUCUACAGCAGCUUCCAGGAAGGCGCCGACUACUACCACCAGCAGGGAGCAGGCAGCGUGCAUGAUCCAAUGUGGGUUGCCGCCAGUCCCGAGUGCAGCCCCGUGCUCCGCCAGGCUCACAGCCAAGCACACCUGUAUGAGGACAGCAAAGGCUCCGAGCACAGCCUCUACCACUCGGGCGACUCCAAAGACCUGGAGGGCAACGAGGCAUCCGGAGGUCAAAGUGCGGAUUACGGGGACCAAAGCCCCAACAGCUCCACCGAAUCCCUCCACCGCCGUUCCUUGGAGAUGACGGCGGACCUUCAGCACUACCAAGUGGAGAUGCACAAUCUGUCUGCCCAGGUGAGCCUGUCGUCGCCACCACCUGCCCCACCACCUCCGCAGCUGUACCACCAAAAAGUCGGCUCUCUGGGACUUUCCCGCAAAGACAGCCUGAACAAGGCGCAGUUGUACGGAACGCUCCUCAACUGAAGAACAUUGCACAAAAGGGAAUAGAAGCCACAGAAGUGUAUGUGUUGACCGGUGAGGACAGGAAAGUGAUACAUUUGUAAGAACGUGUGCAGCGGUACCUUGACUUACAAGAGUUUAUGGAGCUUAAUUUUCACAAAUUUCAAUUGUAGCACGUCAAGCGCGGUAGAAAGGAGAGAGAGAGGCACCAAUGCACUUUCAGUCGUUUAUUAUUGAACAGGACAAAUAGUCCAAGUUAAAAAUCUCACAAGGAGCAUGGAGGAGACUUGACUAACUGCUACGUACUUAGCCACCCCAACUUAAGUCAAAGCUCUUGACGUCACUGACUAGGCCACACUUCAUAAAAUCAACUUACUUUACAUUCGCUUAUGUUUUUUUUUUUUUAUAUUUUACACUACAGUACUAUUUUUCGUCAUUAAAAACACACAAAAAUCUAGUUUUGCCGGAUGGUGACAGAAUUGUUCAAACACUUGUAAAUCAAGGUAUCACGUAUGUAUUUAUUCUCUAAUUCUAAGUGGGAAAUAGAUAUUUUUUGUAUGUAGCUAAUCAAAUGACAAAUCUUACUAACCUGGAACUUGUACAUUUAAAAAACGGCAAAUAAUAUAUUGGGGGGGAAAGCACACACCCUUAACUUGAUGACUGUAUAAACAACACUGGUCUUAUGCGGCUAAUUAAAAGCAAAUUGGGUUUGUUCUUUUGAUUGAAUUUGACAGUAUUGAUUGUUGUUUUAUAUUGUUCUCGCUGGAAUGUUUUGACAUGUGAAUAUCUGUCGGCAG